This is a messenger RNA of Salvia miltiorrhiza (redroot sage), 447 nucleotides long. RefSeq lists its product as uncharacterized. The record is from RefSeq and is a predicted model, not a curated record. Lineage: Eukaryota; Viridiplantae; Streptophyta; Magnoliopsida; Lamiales; Lamiaceae. The transcript has a single exon. Bases 1 to 447 code for a protein of 148 amino acids.
AUGGAACCAUGGAAGGUAAGAUCCAGUAGAUCCAAGGCGAACAAUGUGGUGGCCUGCAAGAAGCACCCCAAGCACAGGCAAUCUCCGGGAGUUUGCUCUAUCUGUCUGCGCCAGAAGCUCUCGCAGCUCUCCAAUUGCGACAGCUCCAGAGCUGCCAGAUCUCGAUCCGCUUCUUCUGCUUCUUCUCUCUCCUCCUACGUCUCUUCUCUCUCCUCCUCAAAUGCCUCGCCUGCGCCGGACGCCGUCGCCUUUUUCAGGAAGAGUAGAUCCAUGGCGCUGGUGGUGCCGCGGAGACGAAAACAAGAGGCCGGUCAGAAUGGUAAGGAGAUUCCGAUUGUUAAAGGAGGGUUUUGGUCCAAAUUGUUGCCCCAAAAAAGUACAAGGACAUUGAUGCAUUCCAGAACUACCAGAGAAAUCAAAGGAUCGUUGCAUCACUUCAUUACUUGA